This is a messenger RNA of Fraxinus pennsylvanica, 723 nucleotides long. The record is from the annotation of a GenBank genome assembly. Lineage: Eukaryota; Viridiplantae; Streptophyta; Magnoliopsida; Lamiales; Oleaceae.
AUGGGAAAAUACAUGAGAAAAGCUAAAAUAGGAGGUGACGUAAGCGUGAUGGAACUCUCACAAUCUACCCCCGGUGUAAGAACCCGGGCCAAAACCCUAGCCCUUCAACGUCUUCAAUCCUCCUUCACAGCUGCCACCGCCGCGCAGUCAAAGCCUGAGUCGUGUUACCUCCAGCUUCGUUCACGCCGACUCGAGAAACCGGUUUUUUCGAGACACCAACAGAUUUCCCAAAAAGGGUCUGCGCAGAAACAGGGGUUUAGUUGCGGAGAAAAAGAGGACCCGGAAUUUGAAGUUUUAUGUGAGGAGGAGUAUUCCGGGUCGGAUUCAAUUGGCAUGGCUAAGAAAGAGGAGACGUGCUUUGAAAUGGAAAACAGAGAGUGGGAUACAGGGGAUAUUGAAAUUGAGGCCUCUUUUGGUGAAAAUAUUUUGGAUUGGGAAGCUAGAGAAAGGAGCACUAGGGAAAGCACACCAUGCAGUUUGAUUCAGUCUGUCGGCACAGUCUUGACUCCUGGCUCGACCACAAGACGGACGAGUCCCGAGGCAGCGAUUCAAAGACCCCAGGAUGCCAUUCUCAGAAACUUUCCUACAGCACAUGAGGUGGAGGAGUUUUUUGCCCGUGCUGAGCAGUCGCAGCAGAACCUUUUUAUGGAAAAGUAUAAUUUUGAUGUUACGAAUGAUGUACCCCUCUCGGGACAGUACGACUGGGUGAGAGUGAUGCCUUGA